AGCGGUAAUUCCAUUUUUUGUGAAACUUGCUUUUUAUUUCACAUUUCAUAAGAAAUAUUGUAGUUUUUUACAUGAGUAAUCUCAUGGAGGAAAUUCAAUGUGCUUUACAGAGUGAUACAACUGUUAAAAUGAAGUUAUGAUACAGAUACAGGCAGUCAACACAUACACACACACACACACAAGCUGUCUCAAAACAUUACAGGACAAUCAAAAAAUAAAAUUAGCUUAGGGCUACAACAAAAACAAACUGAACACAAACUAUAGCUAAAGAAAUAAAAAUGUAUCCUAUGUGUGUUGCUGCUGUUCAAGCGAAUAUAUAGGUAGAGUUUAAUAAAAGCAAACACCAGUAGAAAGUAGAGACAGGGAGGUAAAUAGAGCUAACGUUACAGGUGUGUUAGCUUUCCACUUGCCAUAUUUAUCCAUCAUUGUGACGUCAGUGGUUUCUGCUGAGCAGCCAAACGUUCUGGUCUCGCCUUUAUGCUCAUCAUAUAUUCUUUGUAUAAUUUAUUUUUGAUCUAUGUGCUAAUGCUGUUUACUUGUAUCUUUGGAUGUUGAUUUUUUAAAUAAAAAAUAAAAUAAAAAAUAAAAAACGUUCUGGUCUCGCGCUCGCGGCCGUCUUCCUCCUCACCAUGACAACGACAGAUUUCUAGCAUCGUCAGAGGACAACUCGUAAUCUCCUUCGCUCAUGAUUUAGCUAGCUAGAGACGAACAUUGUGUAAAAUACCGUGUUUUACAUGACUAUUACAGAGAUAUAUUUCAUGUAGGAAGGCCAUCUUUGCGGUGUGGAUGCGUCGGAGACCAGCCAGAGGCAGAAGAGGGAGACGCCGUUUAACUGCGUGAACAACAUGGCUCUUCUUCAGCAUCCCCGGCUGCUGUUGCUCGCUUGUGUUGUGCUGUUGAGCGCUGUCCAACGUAUCUACACUCGGUCUUUGCCAAUAUCGGAUCUAAAAUCCAAAAUAUCAGGCGUGGAGGAGCUGUUGGAGGAAUUCCGCAAGCAGCUCCAGCAGGACCAGACGUACAGGACAGGCGAUGUGAUUGACUCCUGUGUGGGCGACUUUAACGCUGUCGGGGAGCGCAUCAUCCGAGCCAAGGCCUCCAUCGAGCAAGGGGCCACCUUCCUGUUAGCCCCGGACAGGGUGUACACCUUGAAGGACUGUCUGCACGCCUGCUGCUCCCAGCCUCACUGCACCGUGGCGGUGGUCCAGCAGGACCUGAGGCAGCCCGGGGACAGUCUCAGCUGCUACCUGUUCAACUGCACCUACAGGAAUAAAAAUGUCUGCUCCUUUGCACCGCAACAGGGCUUCACUACAUACAGCCGGACUCUCAACACAACGCAGGGACACCUCCCUGUUACAUCCAGCGGUUCAGCCAGGAGGCCCGGGGAAGGACAUCCGGAUGAGGUGGAUACACAAGAUGUGGAUGAGCCUCCUCGCAGUGAUGCUGGACAGGAUGUGGUGAUCCAGCUGCCCACAGACUGGGCUGUCCUGGAUGGACGGGACAGUGUGGACGACAAUGGCAUAAACCACUAUGAAUGGACUCUCAUCAAGGGGGACACAGCCAUCAAUAUGAAGGCGUCUCAUCCAGGGCUGCUGAAGAUCAGCGGUCUCCAGGAGGGAGUCUACUCCUUCCAAAUGACUGUCACUGACACAGCGGGCCAGAAAAGCUCUGACAACGUCUCUGUCACUGUGCUGGCCCCAAAACACCAAGCAGAAGUGUGUACAGGCCUCUGUUCAAAGUACCAGUUCAAGUGUGAUGACGGCUGCUGUAUUGACAUCACCUACGCCUGUGAUGGGAAGCAACACUGCCCUGACCGAUCUGAUGAAGACUUCUGCCCAAUGUUUGACAGCAACAGGAAGUCAGUGACCCACGCUGUUGAUCUGUCAAACCCUCAUCAGCCUGUGGCUCAGACAGAUGAGGCAGAGGAUGGCUCCAUGCUCCAGACUGGGCCCAGAAAGACCAUAGAGAACAUCAUAACACCUCAGGACAGGAGCCAUGCCGCUCCUCCACAAAGUCCCACUCAACAGGAGGCUUCAGCCAGUCAAGAUCCAUGUGCUGCAGCUCCAGUUGUCGGACCCUGUAAAGGCACCUUCCCACGCUGGUACUAUGACCAAAAUGCGGGAGAAUGCAAACACUUCCUGUAUGGCGGUUGCCAGGGCAACCAUAACAACUUCCUCCAGGAAUCUGACUGUGUCAGUGAAUGUAUACAAAAAGGGCCGGCUUUCAAACCAGCAACUGUGGCUCCUCCAAUAACCAAACAGACUGAGAUAGCUGGCCCUAGAGUCUCCCAGAGCCAAGCAGAGAGCGACGUCCCUGUCUCCAAACCAUUUCCAGUAAUGGGAGGACAUCCAGUACCAGAGUCAGGUGCAAUUCUUCCUCUGGCUCUCGGCCUAAUCAUCACUGCACUGCUGCUGCUUAUGAUUGGCUGUCGUCUCAGACUUGUUCGACACAAGCUGAAGAAAGCUCGACCCCUCACCACGGAGGAGUCAGAUUACCUCAUCAACGGCAUGUACCUAUAGCCAAUCAGCCACGGGCAGCAAACAGAGCGCGCCGAGAUCUGAGUAAGAAGCAUGGGUGUUGUCACCAGAGCCUGAGUCAGGACUUUUUGAAUUGGCACUCUGUUUCUUACAGCCCAGUGUCUCUAAUUUGUUCAACAAUUUCAGGGUGGAAACAUCCCAAAUCUCUUCUGUCAUGAACGUUUCUAAACAUCACCACACUGAACCCCUCGGACUGGUAAAUCUGCUGCUGAUAGAUGCCGCCUUCAAAGCCAUUGACACAUAUUCAGAUGCUUGUGAAUUCAUAUUUAUGUGGUUUAAGAAAAUCUAUCACGAUUAAAGAGUCGGCAUUGCUAGUUCGAUACUGAUGCUGAGCUGUUAACAUUUCCCCCAGUGACUUCUGGGAUACAUACAGUACAGGACUCUUUUUUUCCCCCUUUAUUAAAAUGAAAUCUAUUUCUAAAACACAGGUUACUUUGAUGCCAAACAUUUUUAUUUCCACUUGUGAUGUAUUUUUCCGAAUUAGUGCUGCACAAAAAUAUGGUGGUAUUUCUGCCACUGGGUGGCACUAAUGUGGAAUAUUUGUGCUGUACAUUUGAUUUCAGUUAACUUGCCUGAAGAGCAGAAAUGUAACACAUUGGAGUGCCUGUCAUAGCUGAUUAGCAAUCAGCAACAAAUUAUUAUUAGUUUCUCAGAAUCACACAAAGCCAUAGCAAAUUCUGUCAAAAUCUAUUCCUGUCUAAAUGUUGUUGCAUAUAUUUCUUUAUUGAGCAAACCCACGUGGAGUAUCUACUAUAUUUACACACAAUGUAUUCCCUCAAAGUGCUGUCUUUAAUGUGAGAAAUUAAAGUUCAUUAAAUAUCA
Messenger RNA from Sander lucioperca (pikeperch), 3356 nucleotides. RefSeq names its product low density lipoprotein receptor-related protein 11 (gene lrp11). The record is from RefSeq and is a predicted model, not a curated record. Bases 846 to 2516 code for a protein of 556 amino acids. Gene Ontology annotation, molecular function: serine-type endopeptidase inhibitor activity; protein binding. The transcript is spliced from 9 exons. Lineage: Eukaryota; Metazoa; Chordata; Actinopteri; Perciformes; Percidae.